This is a messenger RNA of Ochotona princeps (American pika), 1734 nucleotides long. Its product is annotated as uroplakin-3b. The record is from RefSeq and is a predicted model, not a curated record. Bases 849 to 1694 code for a protein of 281 amino acids. The transcript is spliced from 6 exons. NCBI's taxonomy places the organism in Eukaryota, Metazoa, Chordata, Mammalia, Lagomorpha, Ochotonidae.
AUAUGGGAUCCUGAGGCUUGUAAGGGGAGAAUGGAGCCACCACGUCAGGCCCUUAACUUACAAAUUCUAAGUAGAAACCCUGCAGUGUCUCCAGGGUCAGGCCAGUAACUGCAGGGGCUGCUUGGUGACACAAGAGGGUGGCGUCUAGAGGGGAUGUGCUGGCUGAGAGCAGGACUACAUGAUUGUGCUAAAGGUAGAUGAGUUGUCCAUUUCUGGAUUGAUCCAUCUCAUUCAGGACUAUAAGGGUAGGGGGACUAACAUCCUAAAAUCCACUGGGCUGUUUGCUUUUAGGAAUGUGUGUAAUGAAAACCUGUAGGUAAAGGUAGUGUCUGGGACUCUUAGGUCCUUUCUUGGGGUUCAAGUUCUUCCUGGGGAACUACAGCUGCAGCCUGGGACUGGAGUGGGGGGGGCACGGGCAGUGGGGCCCUGGUCUGCUGAGAGCUGGCUAAGGCAAGGGUGCGGCUGCUCUGCCCUCUACCCCCAGGGCGUUCCCUGGGUGGGGUGCAAGUCUGGAGGGAGGCUCCUGGCACACAGGGCUCUGGAAUCUCAGGCAUGAAGCUGCAGCCUCAGGUUUCCAGGGGCUGGGUCCUCCUCCCCAGGGCUCGGGAGGGGGCCAGGCCUGAGGGGGCGCUCCAGGCUGGCGUAUGAGUCACACCCCUCAGCCUUGGUGCUGAGGCCUGUUCACUGCCUAGUCCCCUCUCCCCCACCCCUGCUUAUUGCGAGAGCCCACCCAGUUCCCUCCCUCAGUGGGCUGUACUUUGGGGAGGGAGGGGCAGGCGCACCUGGCCUCCUUGGCAGCCUGAAUAACCAGCUCCUCCAGGCCUGAAGUCUCUGGUGGGAGGGCUGCAAUGGAGUCAGUGGCUAUGGGGCUCCCCAGGAGGUGGCCUCGCUUAUGGCUGUUGAUGCCAGUGGCCAUGCUGAGCUGGCUGCCACCCUGCCUCAGCCUGGAACUGCUCCCCUACACGCCUCAGAUAACUGCCUGGGAGCUGGAAGGCAAGGUGACCGCCACCACGUUCUCACUGGAACAGCCGCGCUGCGUCUUCGACUCCCUUGCUGACACAGCUGGCACGGUCUGGCUCGUGGUAGCCCUCAGCAAUGUCUCCAGGGACUUCCGGAAUCCGCAGACACUGGCCGAGAUCCCUGCCUCCCCACAGCUGCACACCCAGGGCCACUACAUGACAUUGCCCCUGUCUCUGCGCCAGCUACCUUGUCAGGACCCCGCGGGGGACAGCAGAAACAUCCCCCUGCUGCGAGUGGGCAACGACUUCGGCUGCCAACAGCAACCCUACUGCAAUGCCCCUCUCCCUGGCCCCGGGCCUUACAGUGUCAAGUUCCUCCUGAUUGAUGCCAGCGGCUCCCCCAGGGCUGAGACCAGGUGGUCAGACCCCAUCACCUUGCACCAAGGGGUGGCCCCGGGCACCAUCGACACAUGGCCUGGGCGGCGCAGCGGCGGCAUGAUUGUCAUCACCUCGGUCCUCUGUGUCCUGACCGGCCUCCUGCUCCUGGCCUUCCUGGCAGCCUCCACCAUGCGCUUCUCCAGCCUGUGGUGGCCCGAGGAGGCACCUGAACAGCUGCGGAUCGGCUCCUUCCGAGGCACGCGCUACACCACUCACCACAUCCCACCCAGUGAGGCCGUCACCCUGCCUGUGGGCUGCGAGCCAGGCCUCGACCCCCUCCCCAGCCUCAGCUCCUAACCCCAUCACUGGGCAUGGCCCUGUCCCCCUGCCUGCAACU